AUGCCGAGCACCACACACGACGACGAAUACAGCGUGACGCUGUGCACAUCCAGUGCGCAGCUGCGCGGCGCCUGCGACGUGCGCAUCGAGGUCUUUGUUCGCGAGCAGGGCUUCGACCUCUCGGACGAAAUCGAUCAGUACGACCCGCUCGCAGCGCACUUUGUUCUUACCCGCAAGAACAAACCCGACGUUGCAAUUGGCACCCUUCGCCUGCUGCCGUACCCUCUACCCAUCCCGAAGCCAGACGAGCCACCAGCAGAACCAGACCAUGCCUCGUCGUUCCCCCUCGGCGGCAGUCGCAGCGAGUCCGCGAUCGCCAGCGACUUCAUCAGCGCCGCUUGGACGCACUACCCGCACCCGACGUCUGCUGCGCGGGAUCCAGCGCAGACCAAAGCGGAGGAGAAGGAGACCGAGGAGCAGAUGCCCGAGAUGGGCGGCGCCAAGCUGGGACGUCUGGCGCUGAUGAAGGAGGCCAGAGGGAAGGGUUUAGGCAAUUUGCUAGUCACAAAGGCGGAAGCUUGGUUGGUGCAGAUGCUGAGCAGUGACGAGGUGGCCAAGCAGGGAGCGUUCGGGCCCAGACCAUCGCUCAAAGGCCCAGAACACGAAGCAGAAGCAGCGGACGAGGAGAGACUCGAUAGCAUCAUCAUCAAGCUCAGCAGUCAGAUCUAUGUGAUCGACUUUUACAAGAAAUUGGGGUACGUCCCUGUAGGCGACAGGUACGACGAAGAUGGUGCGCCUCACCAGCUGUGUUACAAGAAAGUGUUCCUGUCCAGGAGCUGA
Messenger RNA from Kalmanozyma brasiliensis GHG001, 780 nucleotides. RefSeq names its product GNAT domain protein. NCBI's taxonomy places the organism in Eukaryota, Fungi, Basidiomycota, Ustilaginomycetes, Ustilaginales. The transcript has 2 exons. The record is from RefSeq and is a predicted model, not a curated record. Bases 1 to 780 code for a protein of 259 amino acids.